CCUCCCGCCCGCCCAAACCCGAGAUCUCGCAGCGCCACCCGCCGUCCCGCCCACGCAAGCACUCGUCCGGCUGCCGGGUGCGUAGCCGAAGCAACCCGGCCGCGCCGAGCCGGCUGGGCCAGAUUCCCGGUGCUCCGGCGGUGCUAGAUCUGUGAGAUCUCGCCCGCCGAUCCCACCUCCCCCGAGGUGUGCGCAGGGAAUCUUUACAUGUCACGGCUAUAGAGUGAUAUAUAUCUCUUGCUGGUGCUGUUUGUGGUGCUGCUGGUCCUGGUUGGUUUGAGAAGAUGCAGAGGAAUGGGGUGAUGGAAUGCAGCGUCUGCCACUCCAAGGUGGUGGCGGGGACCCCCAGGAGCAUAUCAAGGGCAUACGACAAGCACAAGAGCAAGAUAUCGUCCAAACAGCGCGUGCUCACCUUCCUUCUUGUGUCCGGGGACUGCGUCUUGGUCGGCCUUCAGCCUAUCCUAGUAUUUAUGUGCAAGGUUGAUGGGAAAUUUCAGUUCAGUCCCAUCAGUGUUAACUUUUUGACGGAAGUUACAAAGGUUUUCUUUGCUAUGAUAAUGCUAAUAAUUGAGUCUAGAAAACAGAAGGUUGGGGAGAAGUCACUUCUCUCAGUUUCGACCUUUGUACAGGCAGCCCGUAACAAUGUACUCUUAGCUAUUCCCGCUCUACUAUAUGCCAUCAACAACUACUUAAAGUUUAUCAUGCAGUUAUACUUCAACCCCUCGACUGUGAAGAUGCUAAGCAACCUGAAGGUACUUGUCAUAGCUGUACUCCUAAAGUUUAUAAUGCGAAGGAGAUUCUCUAUAAUUCAGUGGGAAGCCCUUGCCCUGCUGCUUAUUGGAAUCAGUGUGAAUCAACUACGCUCAAUGCCUGAGGGCACCAAAACUUUUGGUCUUCCAGUCACCGCAAUUGCAUACAUAUACACACUAAUAUUUGUUACUGUCCCAUCGUUUGCCUCUGUCUACAACGAGUAUGCAUUAAAAAGUCAGUUCGACACAAACAUCUAUCUUCAGAAUGUAUUUCUGUAUGGUUAUGGUGCAAUUUUCAAUCUCCUUGGAAUCCUAGGGACCGUCAUAUUUCAAGGGCCAGAGAGUUUUGAUAUCCUUCGAGGGCAUUCAAGGGCCACUUUUUUCCUCAUUUGUAACAAUGCUGCGCAAGGAAUUCUCUCUUCAUUCUUCUUUAAGUAUGCAGACACAAUUUUGAAGAAGUACUCAUCAACAGUGGCCACAAUUUUUACUGGGCUAGCAUCUGCUGCAUUUUUGGGACAUACCCUUACUAUUAACUUUCUAUUAGGCAUCUCAAUAGUGUUUAUCUCAAUGCACCAGUUUUUCUCGCCACUAGCCAAAGUCAAAGAUGACAAACCAGCUGGAACUUUAGAGUUGGGAGAUGCACAGAAACAUAGGUCAUCCGAUUCUUCUUUUGUAAAUAUGACUGCUGGUGCUGCUGAUGAUGCAAGCCACAUUAGCGAUGAUAGAAAACCAUUGUUGCCAAUCUAACACUAUAUUUGAGGUAGGUAUAGAAGAAAAUUCUUUUUGCCGCGAACCACAAAUAUCUGUAGCAUGGUAGAUUAAACCAAAUGCUCAUGUAAACUGUAAAAGGAAAAGAAAUAUUUAUAUGUAAGAGGCCAUCCUAUUCUUUCUUUCUUUUUUGACCCCAACUUUUUUGGGGGCGACAAAUGAGGGGGUGGUACACAUUACUUAUUCCAUACAAAUUCACUGAUGAUAUACGAUAGUUUUUCUCAUGCGCCUUUUGGCUAAAUUGGUGUGCUCAAUGUUGUACCAAAUGUAUAUCCAUAUGUACUCACCAUUAUUAAAUGCUGCCUAUCAGAUUUCCCUGA
Molecule: messenger RNA, 1837 nt
Organism: Triticum dicoccoides
Lineage: Eukaryota; Viridiplantae; Streptophyta; Magnoliopsida; Poales; Poaceae
Product: CMP-sialic acid transporter 4-like
Exons: 16
Coding region: 285-1496 (403 amino acids)
Biological process (GO): pyrimidine nucleotide-sugar transmembrane transport
Cellular component (GO): Golgi membrane
Molecular function (GO): pyrimidine nucleotide-sugar transmembrane transporter activity
Source: RefSeq, a predicted model, not a curated record